CACAUUUGUACACCAAAAUGCCACGAAAACACCAGGGAUUUGUCAAAAAGAGGAAAGGUUUCAAUGGAACCAGGUGGGAUGGUGUCAAAAGAGCCAAAAAAGAUGAUGCUACAGUUCCUCUACAAGAGACAGCUUCAGAAAGGAAGCUGAGACUAAACAAUGCACCUGCAGCCCAAAAAAUACAGCCCUGUCCCACCCAUAAGGAAACGCGUCAUGUUUUGGAGGGCUAUUACCUGAUCAGUGGGCCUCUCCUGACAUCUGCCCUAAAAGAAGCUCAUGUAUGCCCAGGAGGACACCUAAUUCCACUAGAGGAUACAUCACAACGACAUGGGUUACGAUCAUUCCUCAUCCUCCAGUGUUCUGUCUGUAAGGCAGAGCACUCAUUCCUGACCUCUGAAAAUAUCUUCAAGGGAAAAAGGCCAGGGACCUGUUCCGAUAUUAACAGGAGGGCAGUACUGGCAGCAUCAGAGGUUGGACUGGGCAGAGUGGGACUUGCUGAUCUCACCAGUAUACUUGGACUCCCCCCGCCACCAGUUCAGAAGAGCUACCAGCGCCAUUUGAAAGCCAUAGCAAAGGCUAUAGAUACGGCUGCCAAAGACCAAAUGAAGGAGGCCACACAGCGCCUGAGGGACAAGGCUAGGGAGAAGGACCCCUCCAUCGGACCUGACGAUAUUGUUGAUGUGGCAGUGUCAUUCGAUGGUACAUGGCAUAAGCGAGGGCACUCGUCGAAUCAUGGGGUGGGGGUGGUGAUGUCAGUAGAUACGGGGGAGGUUUUGGAUCGGGAGGUUUUAUCAAAAGUAUGUAAUAAAUGUAGUGCUCGGAAGGGAUGGGAUAAGGAGGGGGAUAGGUAUAAGAAGUGGAAGGCAGGGCAUGUAUGUCAUGGGAGUCACAAGGGUAGUAGUGGGGGGAUGGAAGCAGUAACAGCUCAAACUAUGUGGCGUAGGGCAGAAACUCAUUAUAGAUUAAGAUAUAAAUUCAUGCUUAGUGAUGGGGAUAGUAGUUCUUUUGAGAGUGAAGAAGGGAUCUAUGGGGAAGGGCAUAAGGUAUAUAAGAUGGAGUGUGUAGGGCAUGUAGGGAAAAGGAUGUACAAAGCAUUGGACAACUUCCGUAAAAAUCAUUCAGGUCAAAAAUUAGAUGAUGGUAAGUGGGUAGGGCAUGGGAAGAACAGGCUAAGGGGAACAUCAGAUACACAAUCAAUAGGAAGAUUAUGCAGGCUUUAUAGGGGUGCAAUACGUAGGAAUGCUAAUAGGGACGCGUUAGAUAAUGUAGAAGAUAAGGCUAAAGCUGUAGAAAAAAUGCGCAGGGCGGUAUUGGCUGUUCUUUAUCAUUCGGUAAUGCUGAGUGAUAAUGACGUGCGUCACCAGUACUGUCCCGACAAUGGCUGGUGUGAGUACAAAAACAAAGGCAAACUGGAUUACAACGAGAAUCACUUAGACCCUGUGUUUCUCAAGUAUCUGUUGCCUAUAUUCACGCGACUUGGUUCUCCAGAUCUCCUUGAGAGAUGCCUCCCAGGUCUCACCCAGAACCAGAAUGAGAGCUUCAAUGCUCUCAUCUGGAAAAGGUGUCCUAAACACCUGUGGAGAGGUUCACGUGUUGUUCGAACUGCAGUCAACCUUGCAGCUCUUUCGUUCAACUGUGGCGCAGAGAAUGGUCGCUACAGAACUUUCAAACAUCUAGAUCUCAGAAUGGGAGCUCAUGCCAUUAAAGCAGCGCGUAGAAGGGAUUUCAUUAGAAUAAGUAAUGCUAAAUAUAAAGCUAGCAAAGUAAUGAAGAGCAUUAGGGAACUACGUAGGAGAGCUAAGAAAACUAGGGAAGAAGCAGAAGAAGAGAGGGAUGGGGGGUCAUAUUCGACGGGUGCCCACUAAUGGUUAUAGAGACAAGAUCAUUUUCAAUGUAACUACAUUAUAUUGUGCGUCAAUUGAACCAUUUUGAAAUUGGUCUUGGCUCUAUAGCAUUAUAGCAUGUAUAUAUUUGAAUAUUUUAUCAUGUUUGUAAAUAUCUACUAACAUUAAUUUUUUAAUUUUCCUUUUGUAUAUAUAUAUACUCGUUAUAGUUUUUAUCCAAUUUUCACGAUGUAAAUAUAGAUUUCUUUUUUAUGAAUUUAGAUUUCUUUUCUUGUUCUGUUUCCUUUAGUUCUGUAGUCUAAUUUCUAGCUAUAGGUUACGAUUGGAUACCAGCACCGCACUGCCACAUCAUAAAACUCCCUGACAGCAACUGUAUUCGGGGAAGCUGGGCUACAUUAACCCUUUGAGAGCUAGCCCACGCACGGCGAUUGUCUCCCAUGUGAGGAAGAGAUAUGGGUUACAUCGCCAGUAAUGGAAAAUUUGGAGGGGCUUUCUACUUUCAUUGCUCAUUGCACCUCAUUGUCAUUUUCGUGAUUUUUAGUAAAUGAAAGAUCAGACUUUUUUCUUUCUAAACAUAUAAGUUUUGUUCAUCAAUACGAAAAAUAAGGUCUGUUAUUUUUGAGGGAAAUUGCAGUCUUAUUUUGCUGAAGCUGCACGUUUUACCUUUUCAAUACACUCACAAUACAAAUUGCAUAAGCACCGCCGCACGCGCAGAUCGUUCGAUACCUCCAUUCAUUCCCCCAUUGUCAAUGAUUGUCGUCUGCUAAAGCUUGGCCGAUUAUCAACAGAGCCAUAAAUAAUAGGCCUAAGGCGGCAAGCCUUCGUUUUACAUGGGUUUUCAACACAUUUUGUAACUAUAUUCUGACCAACAUUAUGCCAUGAUAUAUACUAAAUGCCCUUUCUUUUAAAUGUGCAAAUCAAAUAUAGGACUAUUUGGGAAAUGAAUUUUGAGAUGAACAUUGUUUUAUUCUCAAAAAACAAAAAUUUUAUUUACUUUGAAUGCUUUCGACUUUCGUUUCUCAUAAUUUGAAAUAUUCGUUUUGUUUUAGUUUUUGCCUCCCGCUUAAUUUUGUUUAUUUUUUCUCUAUCUAUACAUCUCUUAGAACCCUAUUUUGAUAUGAGGUUGCUGUAUCAAUAACAUAUUUAUUGAAUUUUGUAUGCAUAUUUGAUUUGUUUUGUUUGUAAUGGAAAGAGCUAAAUGAAUGACAGAGAUUAGAACAAAAUCAUAAUUCAUCACAAUCAUCUCUCUCUCUCUCUCUUUCUAUCUAUUUAUCUAUCUAUCUCUGUCUGUCUGUUGAACAUCUAGACUGGUUUUGGUUAUCCCUCGUGAGAAUUCAAUUUAUUUUUCUUUGUCUCCAUUUGUGUUCUCGUUCAACCUAUCGUGUCAAUAAAACUUUGUUAAUCCUCGUUUCAUGAUCAGUUCUGUAGAUGGCAUAUACAUUUAUACAUGAAAUGAUGAUGAUGACGAUGAUGUGUUUUACAAUAUUGUAAUAAAAUAGUAAUG
Strongylocentrotus purpuratus (purple sea urchin) is the source of this 3348-nucleotide messenger RNA. RefSeq lists its product as uncharacterized. Lineage: Eukaryota; Metazoa; Echinodermata; Echinoidea; Camarodonta; Strongylocentrotidae. The record is from RefSeq and is a predicted model, not a curated record. Bases 18 to 1865 code for a protein of 615 amino acids. The transcript has 3 exons.